AUGUCGGUCGGCAUGGAGAUAUUGGGCCGAAGGACCCGUUUCUGUGCUCCAUCAUUCUUGGACUCUGCUCAUCGCUGCUGCAUCCGUGAACGUGAAGAGAUUAAUGUGAGCAUGCGCUACUCAUUAAAAAAAUUCGCCGGCGCUGAAGCAUCGGUCAUAUGCGCAGGCGUGAAGGUUGUGACGGUGGCGAAUUUUACGCAUGCGUGCAGUUCACAAAAGGUCUCGGGAGCCCGGCAGCUGGAUCGGACGCAGGUUAUAAAUUGGAAGGAAUUUGUCUCCAGGAAUCUCAAACAUGACAUGCCAGUUUUGCUGUCUCUGUCUGGAUAUUUAAGAAGUGGAGCGAGGGAUUCAAUCGACCAUCCUUCCUGCUCAGACUGUGGGGAGGGAUUCACUCGGGCAUUUGACCAACUGACAAGCCCGUCAUUUUACACAGGAAAAAGGCCGCUCACCUGCUCAGACAGUGGGAGUGGAUUCACUCGGUCAUCUCAACUGAAGGUAAGUUCACACUGGGCAAGGCCAUUCAGCUGUUCUGUGUGUGAGAAAGGAUUCCGUCAGUCUUCCCACCUGUGGACACAAUAUUCAGUUCACACCAGGCAGAGGCUGUCAUCUGCUGAAUUUCUGGGAAAGGAUGCACUCAGUCAUCUGACCUAAUGGCACAGCAGUGAGUUUGCACUGGGGAAAAGCCGUUCACUUGCUCAGUCUUUGGGACGGGAUUCACUCAGUCAUCCAAUCUGCAGUGUCAUCAGCGAAUUCACACUGGAGAGAGGCCAUUCAGUUGCUCAGUCUGCAGGAAGUUAUUCACUCAUUCAUCUCACCAACAGAGUCAUCAGCAAGUUCACACUGGAGACAGGCCAUUCACCUGCUCAGAAUGUGGGACGAGAUUCACUCAUUCAUCCACCCUACAGAGUCACCAGCAAGUUCACACUGGGGAGCGGCCGUUCACCUGCUCAGAAUGUGGGAAGGGAUUCUCACUCACAUCCCACCUACAGAAACACCAAUCAGUUCACACUGGGGAGAGGCCAUUCCUCUGCUCAGACUGUGGGAAGGGAUUCAGUAA
This is a messenger RNA of Hypanus sabinus (Atlantic stingray), 1057 nucleotides long. RefSeq names its product zinc finger protein 420-like. The record is from RefSeq and is a predicted model, not a curated record. Gene Ontology annotation, biological process: regulation of transcription by RNA polymerase II. Gene Ontology annotation, molecular function: DNA-binding transcription factor activity, RNA polymerase II-specific; RNA polymerase II cis-regulatory region sequence-specific DNA binding. NCBI's taxonomy places the organism in Eukaryota, Metazoa, Chordata, Chondrichthyes, Myliobatiformes, Dasyatidae. The transcript is spliced from 3 exons. Bases 1 to 651 code for a protein of 216 amino acids.